AUGAAUUUCUGGCGUAAGUUAGAGCCAAGGUGUGCACUGGUUCAUGUGCUUGUUUGCUUGUUUGGAUGUGGAACAUGGAUAACGAUAACUGGGGUUUGGGUGGAGAUGCCCAUACUGGUGGAAUACCUGCCGGAGUCCUGGGAUUUAGGCGCUUACCUCAGCGUAGUAAUACAGCUUGCCAAUGUCGGGCCGCUUGUCUACUCUCUAGUUCACAUACUCUAUCCCAACUUUCUGUCUGAAAAGUGCAUAGUUUAUCUGAUAGUUGGCACUGGAAUCGCCACAAGCGCUCUGCUAGCUGUCUUUUGGAAAGAGACAACAGUCGUUGCUGGCAAACCACACAGCACAGCACUUCUGGUGCUUCAGUUUUUCUCGGCGAUGGCAAACAGUACCUCGUCAGUGGUGUUUCUUCCGUUUAUGUACCUGCUGAAGCCGGUGUACUUGAUGACGUUUUAUGUCGGCCAGGGAUUCAGUGGUUUUCUGCCAAGUAUCCUCGGCCUCGCUCAAGGCAGCCGUUCUGUGACGUGUACGAAUGUGUCAUAUUCCGUCAUCACAGGCCAGGGCGCCAAUCACACCAUUUCCUCACUACAGCCCGUCUAUCAAGCUCCGAAUUUCUCACCUAGUUCUGUCUUCAGUCUUCUCUCUGCCAUGUGUGGACUUUGCGGUAUAUCCUUCGCUCUUCUUAACCAUCUUCCCAUUUGCAAGUCACAGCACGUCAACUACGACCUGAAGACAUCACCGACGAAGAAAUCACCGUCGUCUGAGAAAACAGCCUUAAUCGCAACGUCUAAACCAAACACAUACAAUGUCAAAUGGAGAAAGAACGAUGCUGAGUGCAUAGAGGAAAUUGGUAAACUGUCAGAACACACUCUGUCAGGAACUGAAUCUGCCGUUUUACUGGUAGCUGUAGGUUGGGUGAAAGCCAUGGAGAACGGAUUGAUACCUGCUCUUCAGUCUUAUGCCUUCUUGCCGUACGGGAUGGAGCCUUACUCUCUGGCUAUUGAUUUGGCUUACAUUGCUGAUCCUUCCGUCUGUUUUCUGGCUUCUUUCUUUCCCCCAAAGACUCCACGGACCUUAGUUCUGCUGACUCUUCUCGCUACCCUCUGCAUGAGCUACAUCGUUAUGCUUGCCUCUCUUAGUCCUUCUCCGCCCCUGAGCGAUUGGAAAGUCGGCGAGGUGCUAGCUGUAAUGUCUCAAGUGUUAACUACAAGCUUCCUCACCUACGCUAAGGUGUCCAUAGCCCGAGUGUUCCGCGAGGAGGGGAAGCGUUCAUUGUUCUGGUGCGGACUGGCAUCUCAGGCCGGGGCUUUCAGCGGAGCCGCCAUCAUGUUUGUUCUCGUCAGCGUUCUGGAAAUUUUCGAAAAAGCCCCAAACUGUUCUGCUGCGAACAUUGCUCUACCCGAGGGAAUGUAG
Molecule: messenger RNA, 1410 nt
Organism: Liolophura sinensis
Lineage: Eukaryota; Metazoa; Mollusca; Polyplacophora; Chitonida; Chitonidae
Product: riboflavin transporter 2-like
Exons: 2
Coding region: 1-1410 (469 amino acids)
Biological process (GO): riboflavin transport
Cellular component (GO): plasma membrane
Molecular function (GO): riboflavin transmembrane transporter activity
Source: RefSeq, a predicted model, not a curated record